ACGCAGUGACGUCAUCGUAAACAAACAUGGCAGACUUACUCAUCAAAAAAUUGACAGCUGAGGAUUUUAACGCUGAAAGAUAUGUGCAGGACCUCAGCCAGAGCAGUGUUGGGGGGCUGGAGUUACAGCAGCAGAGGCAGAAGAUCCACCACCUGGCCGAGGACACCAACGCCCAACUCAAGAAAAAUGUGUAUAUGAACUACAUGCAGUUUAUUGACACAGCUAAGGAAAUUUCAUAUUUAGAGAGUGAGAUGUACCAGUUGUCCCACCUUAUUACUGAACAGAAAUCCCUUUUGACGUCUUUACUGGAAUUGUCAAUAACAGGUGACAGAGGGCCAGGGAGUGCAGCCCAGGAGAUGAUCGAAGUGAACCCGCAGGAGAUCAGACAGAAGCGGGAGAGAGAAAACAGAAAGAAGCUCACGGGACUUUUGGAGAAAAUUGAAGGCUGUUCGCACGUUAUGGAGGUGGAAGAUCGUUAUCUAGUCUAUGACGGAGACCUUGUGGAACUCAACCAGGACGACUACACGGCUAUGCAGAGAGUCCACGCGUACCUGUUGAACGAUUCCUUGAUGAUUGCGGCAUGGCUAAGCGACAGGCGGGGUCCAGUGCGUUACAGGUUCGAGGUGCUCUACCCCCUAGACCAGGUCUUACCAGUCAACAUUAAGGACCGCGGGACAACGAAGAAUGCUUUCAAGGUCCUCAUUUUCCCAGAUACUCGAGUAUUUAUGGCCCCAGAUGCUAAGUCAAAGCAAGACUGGCUAGAUGAAAUAGAGCGCACCAAGGCCAACAAGGUCACAGUAGACAAGCAGAAGGUGGAACGAGCUCAGCAGCAGCAGAAGGAACGGCACCAGAGUCUAAGCAAGGAGGAUUCGCUGGAAAGUAACAAUCCCUUUGCAGACGACGACGACAGCUUGAACCCUUUCCAGGAGAUACAGCCACCUUCUGUAGGUCCCCCUGAGUGGGUCCUAGAGCUGCCUGAGGAACUAGACCAAGCCAUUGCCCAGAGGAACUUUGAGGAUGCUGUCAGCCUCAUAGACAGCGGCCGUGAGUUCUUUGACUCGGCACCCAAGACUCCAGCUUAUAAUGAGAUGAGACGAGCCCUGGAAGGUAGGGUGCGCAGUCUGGUGGAGGUGCUACAGGGGGAGUUGCGCGUAACCCCAGAGAAGAGUUUACAGGGAGGUCCUCGUGCAGCUCGAAGGGCAACCACGCUGUUAGUGCAUCUCAACAAAUCAAGUCAGGCCUGCGAUUUGUUCCUUGGUCAUCGUGGGGCCAUACUGAAGGCAGGACUCAAGAGGCUGCGAUUAGAGGGCAAGACGGUGCUUUAUGUCCGACAGCUUUGCUCCAUCUUCUUCCACAAUCUGCUGGAAACGGGACGCGAGUUCACCAAAGCCUUCCCAGCCAACCGUAGCUGUACUUCAGCAUUCGUAGUGUGGGCUCACAAUGAAGUGUCAAAUUUCGCCUCCAUGUUCUCUCGCCAUGUGUUUACAACCCAGUCCACCAUCACCACGGUUGCUGAAUGUAUUAGUCGUGCUGAUUACCACUGCCAGCAGCUGGCAGACAUAGGAUUAGACCUGACGUUUGCAUUACACACCCUCCUGCUGCGGGAUGUGGAGAAGUGGAUCCGUGACGGUAGAGAUAAGAUGGUGGAGGCCGUCAAGUUGAGGGGACAGGAAGACACAUGGAAGACCCUCAAGUAUGAGAACAAGGACCAGCUCAAUAAAUUUAUCGAGGACAUGAACGACAUUGGUAUUGCCAACAUACAGACUUAUGUGACAGAUGAACUUUCUGUUGGAUUGACAAACAACAGCAUCCAGUUCAGCCGUGCUUUCCUGGGCUACCUAGAGGACGUCCUACGCCUCUUUUGGCCUGAAACGGAACACCUCAUUAACGAGUCUCUAACAGCGCUCUUUUCUGCACAGCUCCGCCACUGCAAGGCAUCGCUGGAGGAGACGCUCUUCAAGAAUGAAGUACCAAACAUCCGACGGAACAGUGCCUUCUUACUGGACGUGGUGUUGACGCUUGCCGAGCACAGAUACGCAGAGGCAGUGGGUCAUGCACAUCCAACUCUGCCUGGUCUGCAUGGGCAUUAUGUGGCUCUAACAGGCCAAGCGGUCAAUGCGCCAACUAUUAGUAAAUACGAAUCAAACUUCAUUUAAAUUUUUUCGAGCAUCAGUUUUCCCUCGACUUUUUUUUUUCUCUCGCUCUAUCUUUUUAGUUUACUUUCUUUUUCUUGCUCUAGCUCUAUCUUUUUAGUUUACUUUCUUUCUUUUUCUUGCUCUUUAUUCUUUUUCUUUCACUUUUCUUUUUUUAAUUCCUAAAGACCAAACUUUCCAUACCUGUGUAAGUGAACAUAAAUGCAUAACUUUAUUACAGAGUAUAGAUAUAUUAUCUACAAGAGUAUUGUAUAAAUUGCGCCUUGUGCUGGUUCAAUAAACCUUCAAAAAAUUA
This is a messenger RNA of Penaeus chinensis, 2448 nucleotides long. RefSeq names its product exocyst complex component 8-like (gene Exo84). Gene Ontology annotation, biological process: Golgi to plasma membrane transport; exocytosis; intracellular protein localization. Gene Ontology annotation, cellular component: exocyst. NCBI's taxonomy places the organism in Eukaryota, Metazoa, Arthropoda, Malacostraca, Decapoda, Penaeidae. The transcript has 14 exons. The coding region runs from base 27 to 2156 and encodes 709 amino acids. The record is from RefSeq and is a predicted model, not a curated record.